CACGGCGUACCCCACCCGGCGCACACAACACCACCACGGCAAAAAGCAAAGCAAGAAAUUCCUCUUCCCCCUUCUUCCACCGUCCGGCGGCGCUGCUGGUGCCCUCCCUUGAUGACUUCCGCUCCCAACAUCGAGAUGAUCGCCUCCUCGCUCCGCAACUGCUCCCUCAACGGCGGCUUCCGUCGCCGUGUCAGGCACCAAGACCACGACGAGGGCAGCGACGACAGCGAGGGAAUCACCGUCGAGCUCAACUCCGAGGUCUCCCUGCCCUACCACUGGCAGCAGUGCCUCGACAUCCGGACGGGGCAAGUGUACUACGUCAACUGGGAGGACGGCACCCGGACGACCGUCGACCCUCGCACGCCGUCGCACUUCUCCACCCUGUCGACUCCGCGGUCCAUCUCCUCCGCUUCACGCCGCGGCGCCUCCACCUCCUCGUCGGGCUCCGGCUACGCUUCCGCGUCGUCCGUCGGCACAGUCGCCGCGGCGGAGUGGUUCUCCAGUGCCACCGGCGGGUAUGGAUACAAUGAGAGCCACAUCUACGAUGAUGGCGACGACGAGGAGAGCAGCAGCAGCACCAGCAGCCGGAGCUCCGCCAUCUCGUCUGCCCUCUCGUCCUUCUCCCCCACCGACGAGUCCGCCUCCAGCGGCAGCAGCAGCGACAACGGCAACGGCAACAACGCCGCCGGCCACGUGCUCGUGGCAGCCGGGUGCAGGGGGUGCUUCAUGUACUUCAUGGUGCCAAAGAGCGCCGGGCUGUGCCCCAAGUGUGGCAGCUCCGGCCUGGUCCACCUCGGCCGCAGCAACAAUGCAUCCUACGCCUGA
This is a messenger RNA of Lolium rigidum, 825 nucleotides long. Its product is annotated as probable GH family 25 lysozyme 3. Lineage: Eukaryota; Viridiplantae; Streptophyta; Magnoliopsida; Poales; Poaceae. The transcript has 2 exons. The record is from RefSeq and is a predicted model, not a curated record. Gene Ontology annotation, molecular function: protein binding. Bases 112 to 825 code for a protein of 237 amino acids.